Molecule: messenger RNA, 2471 nt
Organism: Pocillopora damicornis (cauliflower coral)
Lineage: Eukaryota; Metazoa; Cnidaria; Anthozoa; Scleractinia; Pocilloporidae
Product: HEAT repeat-containing protein 3
Biological process (GO): ribosomal large subunit biogenesis; protein import into nucleus
Source: RefSeq, a predicted model, not a curated record
GGUUACUUAACCUUUAAUUCCCAUAAGUGAUUAAAAGUUAACUUCUCCUUAUAAUACUCGUUAAUUAUCCAGUAAACUGGUGAUGAGAAUACUCAAACUUUAAAGGAAGAAGUUGUUAUCUUGAUCAAACACUUAAUUCUCGUCACUAAUUUUCAAGGAAAUGUAUAGCAGUUAGAGAAGAGAAUUAACAAUCAGAUCUUGGGAGUUCAAAGAUUGACUGAGUCGAUUAUAGUAUCGCAACAGCAUCGCUCGGUCACAAGUUCAAAUCCUGUUCAAUAUUGCCAACAUUUUUCAGGGUACUCUUUGCAAUUUCAUUACGCAACUUAAUGAAACAAACCAACCGUUUAGGGUAUAGAGUGUAAAAAUAAAAAAUAAAAAACGGAACGAAACAGAAAUGAAGGGCUAAACGUCUGCCAGUUGUUUUCGCCGUCACUGAAUUUUCGCCUUCAUUCCAGACGAGAGCUAUUGCAUAACAAUGGAGACUAGAGACGUCAUUCUGAAUUUCCGUUUUGUCUCGGUUCGGUGUACAGUUAAAAAAUUAAGGAAAAUAUUCGAAACUCGAUGUGACUGCGUAUUUACUUCAUAUUUGAUAACCCAUGUAGUGUUUCACGUACCGGCGGAUGCAGCACAACAGUUUCUCUCGACACCUCUUUGCCUCAGUGAAGGAGAUGAGCGUUACAAGCUUGCUGUGUCACGCCAUCGGCAGAUCUUUACCAUCAGUUUUGGCAACUCAUUCAAGAGGUUCGAAACACGCUCAGGAAGUGAAAAGAGGAAAUUCAUUCCAGACUUCACUUUCUAAAGAGUCAGUUAUGAAUUUAACGCCUCUUCUUUUGCAAUCGAAAACAAAGAUUCUAAUGACGACGAAUGGGAAGAUGUAGAUGACUGUAUCAGCUUGGACUCAGCUGAUGAAGAAGAAGUCCUACAAGAGGCAGCUCAAUAUGAUGUCGACAUGAAUUCUGAAAGUUUAUCCACGGAAAUGAUCAACGCAAUUGUCACGCAAGGAGUUCCAAAAAGGGUUCUUUCGAAAUGUUCAUUUGGUGAAGCGACUAUGUAUGAAGCUUUGAGUGCUCAUGCUGACGGAGAGAAGCUGCUUCACAUAUUAAGCACAGUACAAGCGAGGGCAUUAAUUUGCCUUAAUAACAUUGUGUCAGCCUUGGAUACAGACCUGCUGGGAGGAGAUGAAGCAUUGGGACAACUUUGGAAUUCGCUUUUCUCUCUAACCUUUACAACAGACACCAAAGUAUUUGUUUCCCGCGAGGAAGACUUUUUAGAAGCCGCCACAGGAGUCCUUCGAUCAAUUAUGGAUAAAAUGUCCUCUGUAAAAGAGCCGCAAUGCAUCACGACUGAACAUGUGACAACACUGUGUAGAAUCACGGCUGACACGUCAUGUGAAGCUGCUAAGGUCAAGCUGCUAAGCAUCCUGGGAAUUAUUGGCAAGAUGGCUGGCAAGAAGGACAACACUCUCGAGGUCCUAAAGUCCCUUGGUGUCGUGUUUCGUGACAUCAUUGUCGGUGAUCAUAGUUUAUGGUUGAUAUCUGAAGCGCUGGACGCCGUCUUUGAUACGUUUGCGGACGGACCGUUGGUCAACACUGCUGCAGAUUCAGUUGGCCUUAUGCCAAACUUAGUGGAGCUGGUACCAGUCCUCAAGAGCAGGAUAAAGACUGAACGAAGAACUCUGGGAGACCACUUCCCUGUGAUAGAUGCUGCGAGGGUAAACCUGACCAGAUUCAUAAAAUAUAAAUUCAAAGGCCAUUAGGAACUUGGUGGCACAAACGGCCAGCUUGCCGGUUGUACGGCGAGGAUCACACUCUGAUGAUAUUUGUCUACCUUCUACUCUAUAAUGAUAUCAACUACCAAUUUAACACGUGCAGAUAUCACGACCAUACACUAAACACGUACAGUUGCUUUUCCAGAUAAUCCGUUUGGAUUCAACUUCUAGGGAUCGGCAAUCGUGAAAACAUUCUUUUAAGACCAAUUUUUUUUGGUCAAAAUUUAGCUUCAUUUGACGACAAGUCGUCACGUAGCAUGAAAAAGUGGCAACCUACGACUCUUCUCUCUCCUCGAUUUAUUUUGUUGUUAUGUUUUGCAAAAGAGUGUUUUUUGCAUAAGACAAUAACGUCACAACAUUUAUUGAAAGAAGGAGGAAAGGAAGGCACUAUGUGUGCGCGUGAAUGAAAAAUGACUGAAAAUUUUUAAACAUAAUAAUCACUCCGCAAUUGAAGGACCUGAAACCUUGUUAAUUUAUGGCUCUACUAAGUAGAGACGGGUUCCAAUGAAUUUAGAAAGAGGGUUUUUGUGUUAUUUUAAGUCUUACAAUAUAACAAAUCUACUAUAUCGUGCUCUUCUCCAAUAUUUUCUUGCUUAUUCAAAUGACAUACUAGAUACAACAAUUCAAUAUGAUCGUUCGUCUGGUGUACUGAAUGUAAAUAGUAAUAUGAAGUCUACUUCAUAAAUGCUGAAAUAUUCAUUAA